GUGCCCUUGCCUGUCCGUGUCACGGCGGGAUGCUGGUGGCGGCAGCGGCGCGGGGCCUGGCGCGGGCCGCGCUGCGAGCUGGCGCAGGCCCGGCGGCGGCGGUCCAGGCCCGGCUGACGGGGAGCUCCGCCGCAGACACUCGCCCUACUGUCAGACCAAAAAAUGAAGUAGAACAGAAGCAGCUGUGUGCUUUUGGGGAGUAUGUGGCUGAGAUUAUGCCCAAGUAUAUCCAGCAAGCACAGGUGACCAGUUUCAAUGAGCUGGAACUUCUGAUCCAUCCAGAUGGGAUCAUUCCAGUUCUGACCUUCCUUCGAGACCACACUAACGCCCAGUUCAAAUCCUUGGCUGACUUGACUGCAGUUGAUGUCCCAUCUCGGCAGUAUCGCUUUGAGAUUGUGUACAAUCUCCUGUCUCUGCGGUUCAACAGUCGGAUCCGGGUGAAGACAUACACUGAUGAGCUGACACCCAUUGACUCAGCAGUGUCUGUGCACAAGGCAGCAAACUGGUAUGAAAGAGAGGUGUGGGACAUGUUUGGUGUUUUCUUUGCCAACCACCCUGACCUAAGGCGAAUCCUCACAGACUAUGGGUUUGAGGGCCAUCCUUUCCGGAAGGACUUUCCACUCUCUGGUUACGUGGAGGUGCGGUAUGACGAUGAAGUGAAACGGGUGGUGGCAGAGCCUGUGGAGCUAGCUCAGGAGUUUCGCAAAUUUGAUCUGAAUAGUCCUUGGGAGGCAUUUCCUGCCUAUCGUCCAGCCCCAGAAACCCUGAAAAUAGAAGCAGGAGCCAAGAAAGAAGAUGCAAAAUAGCAGCAGAAUGGAGCGGGUGCACGGCACCAUCCUUUCUGUUCUUACAUAGUAUUUAUAAUAAUAAAAAUUGAUAUGAGA
Messenger RNA from Pezoporus flaviventris, 884 nucleotides. RefSeq names its product NADH:ubiquinone oxidoreductase core subunit S3 (gene NDUFS3). Gene Ontology annotation, molecular function: NADH dehydrogenase (ubiquinone) activity. Lineage: Eukaryota; Metazoa; Chordata; Aves; Psittaciformes; Psittacidae. The transcript has 7 exons. The record is from RefSeq and is a predicted model, not a curated record. The coding region runs from base 30 to 806 and encodes 258 amino acids.